Molecule: messenger RNA, 1410 nt
Organism: Blastocystis hominis
Lineage: Eukaryota; Bigyra; Opalinata; Blastocystidae
Exons: 2
Coding region: 928-1410 (160 amino acids)
Source: RefSeq, a predicted model, not a curated record
AAAUGGUGGAAAUGGUGGAAAUGGUGGAAAUGGUGGAAUGACGACGUCGCUGUCGCCGAGCAUUCAGCCGAUGGUGUCGGUGCUGAACAUGUCGCCAACGAUGUGGGGAUCGAUGAGCGAAGUGGAGGUGCUGGAGGACUUGUCGAUGCAAAUCGCAGGGCUGAUCGAAUCGCAGGUCUUUCAGAGAGCGAGCUUGGUGUGCGUGGAUAUUAUCUUGAAGUUUAUGAGUCGAAGCUUGCUAACGAAAUAUCAACAGUUUGGCAUAUCCUUUAGAAUUGAAUGAAUGAAUUGAAUGAAUUGAAUGAAUGAAUUGAAUGAAUUGAAUGAAUUGAAUGAAUUGAAUGAAUUGAAUGAAUUGAAUGAAUUGAAUUGAAUGAAUUGAAUGAAUUGAAUGAAUUGAAUGAAUUGAAUGAAUUGAAUGAAUUGAAUGAAUGAAUUGAAUGAAUGAAUUGAAUGAAUUGAAUGAAUUGAAUGAAUUGAAUGAAUUGAAUGAAUUGAAUGAAUUGAAUGAAUUGAAUGAAUUGAAUGAAUUGAAUGUUUGUUGUGUGUUUUUAUUCAUGCAUGAGUUGCCAAUCGAAUCAAAUGAUCAUUCAUUCAUCCAUUGCACCAUUCCGAAUUGGUUUCUUUUAUCCACUCCACCGAGGACGCAGUCGAUUACCUCAUCGUCAAUCUCCACAACCAGAGCAAUUCCCUCUGCGCCUCCCCUACCAGCAUCGUCGACUACAUGAAUUGCUCCUGCCUCGUCCACCAGCAACUCAGUCUCCGCUACACCAUCGUUUCUCCAUUUCUCCUUUUCCAUCCAGACCUACCACUGUCGCUGCAAUUCCUCCACGUCGCCCCUCAAAAGCACCUUCUGGCUCAACAUUCCGGGUGCCACUUACCUCGCCAGCGUUCGCCAGCGUUCGCCAGCGCCUCGCUUCGCUCCCCAUGCAGCCCUCCGCGGCCGCGCAGCGCUCCGUUCGCGAGCUCUGCGUGCGCCAGUGCUUCACGCAGUGCCUGCGCCGCAUGCUGCUCCCCUACGAUCGCGACUGUCCCGACUGCCAGCAGCGGCGCGUGGCGUCGCUCACGCUGGAAAUGCCGCCUCCGAAGGUGCUGCUGAUCCGCUAUUCGUGGUCGAUUAGCUUCCCUGCGAAGGAGAAAGACCUGACGUUCUGCGGAGUGCCGGAGAUGCUGCAAUUGAGCGAUCUGUGCGCCACGGUGAGGGGAGAGUAUCACUUGAAAUCGGUGCUGGUGAGGAGUAAAGAGUUCGGGGAAGCGAUGAUUUGCUGGAAUACGCAGCUGAAGUGCUAUACGCUGUAUUCGCUUACGUGGUCCGUGAGGCUGGAUACCUUCGAGUAUUUGAACUCGUAUUGCUCGCAAUCGCUGUACCAGCCGCUGCUGUUGCUGUAUGAUUUGAAAGAAGUGGAGUGA